CGGCAACAAGGAACAGUUCAAGAGAAGAGAAGAUGGCUUCUUCUUCCUCGUCGGUGCUGCUGGUUGCGGCGGUGGUGGCCGCUGUGGUGUGCGGCGCGCACGGCAUCCCCAAGGUUCCCCCUGGCCCCAACAUCACGGCGUCGCCUGCGAGCUACGGCAACAAGUGGCUGGACGCCAAGACCACGUGGUACGGCAAGCCGACGGGCGCCGGGCCCAAGGACAACGGCGGCGCCUGCGGGUACAAGGAGGUGGACAAGGCCCCCUUCCACGGCAUGACCUCCUGCGGCAACAUCCCCAUCUUCAAGGAUGGCCGCGGCUGCGGCUCCUGCUUUGAGCUCAAGUGCACCAAGCCCGAGGCCUGCUCCGGCGAGCCCACCAUGGUCACUAUCACCGACAAGAACGAGGAGCCCAUCGCCCCCUACCACUUCGACCUCUCCGGCCACGCCUUCGGCUCCAUGGCCAAGAAGGGCGAGGAGCAGAAGCUGCGCGACGCCGGCGAGGUGGAGAUCAAGUUCCGGCGCGUCAAGUGCAAGUACCCGCCGGGCACCAAGGUCAACUUCCACGUGGAGAAGUCCUCCAACGAAAACUACCUGGCCCUGGUGAUCAAGUUCCUCCAAGGCGACGGCGACGUGGUGGGCGUAGACAUCAAGCAGAAGGGCGAGGACAAGUGGACCGAGCUCAACGAGUCGUGGGGAGCCGUGUGGAGGAUCGACACCCCCCACAAGCUCAUCGGCCCCUUCUCCGUCCGCUACACCACCGAGGGCGGCACCAAGACCGUCGUCGAGGACGUCAUCCCCAAGGGCUGGAAGGCCGACACCUCCUACGAGGCCAAGGGCGGGUACUGAAGAUGAUGAUGAUGAUGAUGCGAUCCACACCUUCCGGCAGCGUGCUUAAUUAAUUAACUAACUCCUUUUGGCUACAUAUGAUGCGAUGAGAGCAUGAGUAUACUUAUUCAUUCAUUUACUAUAGGGAAAGAGCGUGGACAACUAAUAAUUUCUUGUUUGAUGUAUCUUAACUUGCUCAUGAUUGUAAACAUGUCUUAUUACCAGAAAUUGAUAUGUACACAUUAAUUA
This is a messenger RNA of Triticum aestivum (bread wheat), 1073 nucleotides long. RefSeq names its product pollen allergen Phl p 1-like. Bases 33 to 845 code for a protein of 270 amino acids. Lineage: Eukaryota; Viridiplantae; Streptophyta; Magnoliopsida; Poales; Poaceae. The record is from RefSeq and is a predicted model, not a curated record. The transcript has 2 exons. Gene Ontology annotation, cellular component: extracellular region. Gene Ontology annotation, biological process: sexual reproduction.